GGGACGUGACAAAUCGUCAGUAUUUUACGCCUCGGGAGUGAGAACGGGUUGGCUGAGACCAGUCAGGAGGAAUCAUGAAGACAGAAACAAGAAUUGAAGGAAAUGCCUCAGAGUAAAGGAUCUGUUUCUGAGAGCGGUCGGUGAUUUCAGCUGUCAGUGAGGAUCAACGGGACUGUUACAGAGGAUGAAGAGGAUGAUGAAGAUCAUGCUCCUCUUAAUCGGUGUGUGUGUGCUGCUGCUGCCUGCACCGACUGUUUCUGCAGUGUCUCUGUCUGUCAGUCCAAACCUUCAGCAGGUCUUCAGUGGAUCUUCUUCAGUGGAUCUGAGUUGUGUUGAUGAUGGACAGACAGCUGAUGGAUGGACAGUGAAGAGGACCAGAGGAGGACUCACUGAGGACUGUGGAGCAGCUGCAGGCUUUGGGAGGCUUCUUGGUUCCUACUGUGUUGUGGAUCUUUCUGCUCCCAGUGAAACCUUCUGGUGUGAGGACUCCUCUGGACAGCAGAGUGACAGAGUCUCCUUCAGUGUCCAAUCAGACACUACAGGUCUCAUCCUGGAGAUCCCUGCACUUCCUGUGAGGACAGGAAGUGAUGUCAUUCUGCGCUGCAGACAGAGGAAUGGUGCCACAGUCGCAGCUUAUUUCUUCAUCAAAGGAAGUUCUGUUGGUCCUAAACCAGAGCACAUCAUCACUAACAUCACGCAGGCUGAUGAAGGUCUCUACUCAUGUUCUAAUGAUCAGGGUGGAAAGUCUCCUCAGAGCUCUCUGAGGGUCAGAGAUCCUCCUACAAUCAGCCAUCCUCCUCCUCACUGUCCUCCUCCUCCAAGCACCUCCACAAACUUUGCUCCUCCUGUAAAAACUGCUCUUACGUGUCCUCCCUGUUCUCCUCCUCCUCCUCCCUCUCUCGUGGUCCCAGUCGUAGCAGGUCUGGUUUCUGGGCUUCUCCUGGUUCUGGUUCUGGGUUUGUUUCUGUUCCUCUGCUGGAAACUCAAAGGAACACGAACCAAGAACAGGAACGUCUGACUGCUGAAGAAACAGUCUGAGGAGGAGGAGGAGCUGGUGAUGAAGACCAGCCUGUGGUAUAUACAGUAUCUGUUGUGUAUUCAGCCCUGAGGAAGAUGAAGAUGCAGCUUUGCUUUGUGUUACAUCAUAUUCUAUAAGGAUGUUAUGUGUUUGUAGACUUUCUGCCCAGUUUGACCCAUUUAGCAGAAGUCAGCCUGUUUAAGGCUCUGAUAUCUAUUCUGUAUGACUUACAGCAGUUAUGACAUGGUCUGAUUUUCUCACCCAAUAAAGGAAUAU
Messenger RNA from Pelmatolapia mariae (spotted tilapia), 1294 nucleotides. RefSeq lists its product as uncharacterized. Lineage: Eukaryota; Metazoa; Chordata; Actinopteri; Cichliformes; Cichlidae. The transcript has 7 exons. The record is from RefSeq and is a predicted model, not a curated record. The coding region runs from base 185 to 1018 and encodes 277 amino acids.